AUGAUCUGCGUGGCGGCCACGCAAGCGGACGACAACCUGGCCUGGUAUUCGAACUACGGUCCGGACACCGUCCACUUGGCAGCCCCCGGCUCUGACAUCUACAGCACCAUGAUUGGGUCCUCGUACUCUUCCCUGAGUGGCACCUCCAUGGCCACACCCCACGUGGCGGGCGCCGCGGUGUUGGCCAUGAGCGCCUUCCACCUCGGCGGAGAUCAGACUAGGCAACUCCUCCUGGACUCGACCGAGUCCCUGUCCAACCUGGUGCCGGCUGUUGGCACCGGAGGGAUCCUGGACGUUGAGAACUUAGUCUUUGAGGCGGAGGCAUACUCACUGUUCUGGCUCGUGCCGGAAGGCGGCAACAAGUCCGCCCGGGCGACAGUCAAUGUUCCAGCCCAGAGCACGGUGCAAGUGGCCGUGCAGAUGGGCUCGCCAGUGGUUCUCAGUGGCGUGCGGGAGGCGCAGGUCAGCGUAAGCUGGCCGAACGGAUCGGCGGUCGUCCCCGUCACUUACACUGUUCAAGGGCUCGUGGAGCUUCAGCUGAGCCCCAGCUCCCUUGAGACGCAGGUGACGACCAACGCUACCUCGACGGUCUCCGCCACGAUUUCGAAUUCAGGAAAUGGUACAGGCCAGCUCCUGCUGGAGCCGCUUUCGCCACCUUUCUCCAGCGCCACCGAAGCUCUGACCGUAGCUGCGGGUGCCACAGCAACGGUGCACAUCGACUGCCGGCCAUCGGCUCCGGGUGAGUUCGGAGCCCUGGCAGUCUUCCGCACGAAUGCUGGGCUGGACCCGUUCAGCUCCACGCUGGCCAAUGCUACGGACCUCGGCGAGGUCCUGAUGCUGCAAAUCAACUGCACUGGCACCUUGCCGCCUGCCCUCACCGUGGAGAAUUUCACGGGAGCUGCGGAGGUCCUCUCCACCUCGACGCACUUGUCGCCCUUCCAGCCCUGCGUCCCUGCGAUGUGGGAGCCCUAUGUGCCGGGUGGUUCUCUUGAAGCAGACCUGGUCCUGCCGUCCGGUAGCAACAGUGAGGGCUGCGAUCCGCACUCUGCUCUCCUCGUUGCUGGGAAAGUUGUCCUCGUGUCUCGCGGCACCUGCUAUUUCUCUGAGAAAGCGCAACAGGCUGCUAACGCUGGGGCGGUCGGGAUUCUGAUCUAUGACAACCAGGCGCCGACGACAUUGCAGAUGAUGUCAAUGCCCAGCAACGCAGCGUUUCCAGACGUCCCCGGCUUCCUGCUAUCCCAGGAGCAAGGGCAAGGGCUUCUGGCUCGCCUGCAGGGCGGCGAGGACGUACGUGUGGCGCUUCGCUGGGAGGGAAUGCGCGCAUACACGGGCCAGCCGCCGACAGCGCAACAUCCAGCUUUCGUGACCUUUGAUGUCGCCAAUACGGGCGAUGGGCCACUGUCUUGGGAGGUCCGCUCUGAGGUCAAUUUCAUGAAGACGCAGGAGAGCUUCUAUGAGGUCUCCUACCCUGGUCUUGUGAGCAAUCCAGACUACACAGCUCCAGCUUUUGCGCGCGCAUCGCUGCCCAGCGACAGUGAACUCAGCAGCUUCUCCUCGAGCCAUGCUGACGAUGAUGCGGUGCUGUAUGCCCUUCCCUUUAACUUCUCCUUCUUCGGGCAGUCCUUCGACCAGGUCUACGUGUCUUCAAAUGGACUCCUUGUUUUCAACAUGGACUACUCGCCAGGCCAAGACUUCCUGGCGCUGCCCAGCACAGCAGCGCCCAAUGGGGUGGUAGCAGGCUUCUGGUACGACCUGGUCUGUGGAGCUUGCAGGAUUUCGGCAGCUCCCAUUGUCGAGAACUCCAACGAGCUCGUUGUCUUCCAGUUCGAGAACAUGUCCUUCUUCGACCCCAGCUACCCCUACAACGCGGGGCCAUCUGCCGUCUUCUUCGAGAUCCGGCUCUUUCGGGACGGGCGAAUCUUCUUCAUGUAUGAAGCCUUCCCGUCGUCGUCCACUUCAUACCUAAAUGCGCUCAUCGGUUUGGAGACGCAUGCAGGUGACUACGGACAGAACCUUCGCAUCAGCCUGGAGAGUCUCUUUGCCAGCCAGUCGCCGUUUGCCGUGUCUUUCACUCCGUGGGUCACGGCUGUCACGCCGACACAUGGCACCCUGGCUCCUGGCGACAGCGCGGCUCUGCGUUACGAUGUCUACAGCACCACUGGCAACAUGGGCUUCUUCAUCAUCGAUGGCACAGACGGCACCGGCUCAUGGCAAAGCCAGCAAAGGAUCCGCUUUGCACAGGACAAGUUCCAGUUCACCGUAUCUGCAGGCCGUGCCACGCCCAAAGCCAGGUUUGGGUCGAACUUCCCGGAGUUCCCAGUGUGUUUUCCUCAGUCCCUGGCUGGCGAAGUCCACAACCUCUUCGGUAGCACCCUCUUGAUCUCUAACCUUGGAGACCUGCAACAACGAUUCCUUGAGAGGACCAGACCGGUGGACUGCCGCGGCACGGACGGAAACCUCUACGAUGUGGACCUCGUGCCCGAUCAUCACAUCUAUUAA
This is a messenger RNA of Symbiodinium natans, 2499 nucleotides long. Lineage: Eukaryota; Dinophyceae; Suessiales; Symbiodiniaceae. The record is from the annotation of a GenBank genome assembly.